UGGCGAAGUCUUCAGUCUGCUGUAAGUGGGCGGUCCGAGUACACUGACGUCACGACUACAAUCAAUAUAAAGGCCGUAAGAAGCAUUUACGAUGUCAGAGUCAGUCACCAAGAAGAGCAAGAUGGCAACGUCCCUCGACCAGUUGAAGGAAAUGACCGUGGUGGUCGCGGAUACAGGAGAUUUCGAGGCUAUGAAGGAGUACAAGCCCACAGAUGCCACAACAAACCCCUCCCUGAUCCUUCAGGCUGCUAACAUGCCUCAGUAUGCUCCAUUAAUUGACCAGGCAAUUGAAUAUGGAAAAGAAAAUGGAAGUGACUCCGAAGAGCAAGUGGCAGCUGCAAUGGACAAGCUCUUUGUCCUAUUUGGAUGUGAGAUUCUCAAGAUUGUUCCUGGCCGUGUUAGUAUUGAAGUAGAUGCUAGACUGAGCUUUGACAAAGAUGCAAGUGUAAGCAAAGCCAGAAAGUUUAUUUCAAUGUUUGAAUCUGAAGGCAUUGACAAAGAAAGGAUCCUUAUAAAACUGGCUUCUACUUGGGAAGGCAUUCAGGCUGCCAAGGUUCUCGAGGAAGAGUAUGGUAUUCAUUGUAACCUGACGUUAUUAUUUGGAUUUGCUCAGGCAGUUGCAUGUGCUGAGGCAGGUGUAACCUUGAUCUCUCCUUUUGUUGGUCGAAUCUUGGACUGGUAUGUAGCAAACACUGAUAAGAAGACCUAUGAACCUCAUGAGGAUCCUGGAGUUCAGAGUGUUACCCGUAUUUACAAUUACUAUAAGAAGUUUGGCUACAAGACAGUUGUUAUGGGAGCAUCUUUCAGAAAUGAUGGUGAAAUCCGUGAGCUUGGUGGUUGUGAUCUUUUGACCAUUGGACCCAAAUUUCUGGAGCAGUUGCAAAAUUCAACAGAACCUAUUCACCAGAACCUCUCAGAAGCCAAUGCCAAGAAACUGGAUAUCGAACGAGUCGAAAUGACAGAAGCCAAGUUCAGAUGGGAGAUGAAUGAAGAUCAGAUGGCUACUGACAAGUUGUCUGAAGGUAUUCGGAAGUUUGCCAUUGAUGCUGUCAAGCUUGAGAAGUUAUUAAUGGAAAAGAUGUAAUUAAUCUGAAGUUCCUGUUUGUAACUGUGAUUAGAAGUUUAGAGUUAAAACCCUCUGCAUAAUGGAUGCGGAGUGAAAGUUAUAUAUUUUAUUAACCACUAUUGCUUUUGUAUUGAUGUUUAUUACAAUACUAUAUAUUUAUUUGGUAAUUUUCACCGGUGAAGUAUAGAUUAACAUUCCAAGAAAGUUGUUAGUCAGGUUCAUGGAAUCAUGGUCAAAUAAGUACAUUGUGUUGAUGUAUUUGAUAUGUAACAUUGGUUGUAAAAUACCACUGAGUAACUCAUACAACAGAACCAAAAUAAAUAUGAACUGGCA
This is a messenger RNA of Macrobrachium nipponense, 1399 nucleotides long. RefSeq names its product transaldolase-like (gene Taldo). Gene Ontology annotation, cellular component: cytoplasm; intracellular anatomical structure. The record is from RefSeq and is a predicted model, not a curated record. Gene Ontology annotation, molecular function: transaldolase activity. The coding region runs from base 92 to 1084 and encodes 330 amino acids. Gene Ontology annotation, biological process: pentose-phosphate shunt, non-oxidative branch; carbohydrate metabolic process; pentose-phosphate shunt. NCBI's taxonomy places the organism in Eukaryota, Metazoa, Arthropoda, Malacostraca, Decapoda, Palaemonidae. The transcript has 7 exons.